GCAAUCUCCAUCCUCACAUCCUCCACAGAGCUUCACGCAUUGCACGGGGAGCAGAGGAACCACCUCCGAGUGGCGGCGCUGAGAAAGCUAGCGCCCAAGCCCAAUCCUCCUAGCUACUCGUAGAUAGUCAUGGCGCGCUGGGCCAUUGCGAUCCACGGCGGCGCGGGCGUGGACCCGAACCUGCCGGAGAGCCGCCAGGAGGAGGCGAAGCGCGUGCUGGCGCGGUGCCUGCAGGCCGGCGUGGACCUGCUGCGCGCGGGGGCCUCGGCGCUCGACGUCGUCGAGGCCGUGGUGCGCGAGCUCGAGACGGACCCCUUCUUCAACUCCGGCCGCGGGUCCGCGCUCACCCGCCGCGGCACCGUCGAGAUGGAGGCCAGCAUCAUGGACGGCCGCGGCCGCCGCUGCGGCGCCGUGUCCGGCGUCUCCACCGUCAAGAACCCCGUCUCCCUGGCGCGCCGCGUCAUGGAAAACUCGCCGCACUCGUACCUCGCCUUCGAAGGCGCCGAGGAGUUCGCCCGCGAGCAGGGCCUUGAGACCGUGGACAACAGCUACUUCAUCACCGAGGACAACGUCGGCAUGCUCAAGCUCGCCAAGGAGGCCGGCAGCAUCCUGUUCGACUACCGGAUCCCGCUGGCCGGGACGGACACGUGCAGCGCGCUGGCUGGGGCGGACAACCACAACGGCAUGGUGAUGAACGGCCUCCCCAUCAGCAUCUACGCCCCCGAGACGGUCGGGUGCGCGGCGGUGGACUCGAGCGGCUUCACCGCGGCGGCCACCUCCACGGGCGGGCUCAUGAACAAGAUGACGGGCCGCAUCGGCGACUCGCCGCUCAUCGGCUCCGGCACCUACGCCUGCGGCGCCUGCGCCGUGUCGUGCACGGGCGAGGGCGAGGCCAUCAUCCGCUCCACGCUGGCGCGGGACGUGGCCGCCGUGAUGGAGUACAAGGGCCUGCCGCUGCAGGAGGCCGUCGACUACUGCGUCAAGGAGCGCCUGGACGAGGGCUUCGCGGGCCUCAUCGCCGUCUCCAGCACCGGCGAGGUCGCCUACGGAUUCAACUGCACCGGCAUGUUCAGGGGAUGCGCCACCGAGGACGGGUUCAUGGAGGUCGGCAUCUGGGAGUGAGCGGAGCUGGGCGUGCGUGCACACGUGGCCAUCUUGCGAUUGCCAUGUGGGUAAUUAAUCUUCUCAGCCAGGGUCGUGGGUGUUGGCUUUAGCGGUAGUGAUUGGAGCUGGGAUUAAAUAAUGAUCGUGAUUGUGAUGGUAUUGCCCUGGGAAAUAAAAUUGUGAAAAGUUAAAAUGGCUCCUGAUGAAA
Molecule: messenger RNA, 1312 nt
Organism: Panicum hallii
Lineage: Eukaryota; Viridiplantae; Streptophyta; Magnoliopsida; Poales; Poaceae
Product: probable isoaspartyl peptidase/L-asparaginase 2
Exons: 3
Coding region: 130-1122 (330 amino acids)
Molecular function (GO): hydrolase activity
Source: RefSeq, a predicted model, not a curated record